GGUUAGUAGUUCUUAAAUAUCGUAGGGGAUAAUUUAUCAUGACCUACUCCCUCUCGCUGUAGAUUAGUUGUGACCUUCUCGGUUUUAUUAAGAGCCGCGGGCUUUCGGCAAUUCCCCAUCCAAGUUAUUCGGUAUUAUUAAGCAACUAGAAGGUAUCUAGAGCCAACUUGAGCCGUUUUUUAAGGUAUCUAUGAUUCAGUUAAUUCUUCCAUAUCCGAAAACCGUUCCCAGUACUUCGCUGUCGUGGCUAUUGCAGGGAAACAGUUCAAAGUAACUAAUAACGAUUUAAUUAUGAUCAAAACACCGUUCUAUGGAACUGACGUUGGUGAUCGUGUUCAAUUACAGAAGGUCCUACUUUUAGGAUCAUCAGACUUUACUAUUAUCGGUCGACCAAUUUUACCAGUGCAUCAGGUGUAUAUUGAGGCUGUAGUGAUUGAAAAAACUCUUGAACACCCUAAAGUUUGGUACCAGUUUCAUCGUCGUCGUAGACACCACAAACUGCGAGUAUUCCAGGGGAAUGUUACUGUCCUUCAGAUUAUUGAUGUUCGUCCCAAUACAUUAGCAACUCAUUAAAUUAAUCCUUGAAUAUACGCUUACUCGUUAAAAAACAUUUAGGCUUUUGUAUACUUUUAAAAAUCCGCUUUCUGCGAUUUUUGUUCAUUUGAAGUAUUUGAUAGUGUAAACUACUGCGGUACUCCGAAUCAUGUCAAAGUUUGUUUCUUUCUCUCUCUCUCUGUCGAUGAAAAUGUAUUUCCAUCAUAACAGACUCGAAGGAAAAUAGUCUCAAACUUUGAUUUUAUAACAUGGUAAAAUGUCUAGCUUAAAACAUCAAGAAAAGGCAGACAGCAUGUACUUUAUACUUUUCAUGGUAUUGUAAAGUUUAUUACUGUAACGUUAGUCUUGGUACUCAGGAUUCUGACAGCCUUCAUCUCAGGUUGAAAUGACAACAUGUUUCUGAUUUUCCCUUCUUUCAAAUGAAAGAUAAUAUCCUAUGCUUUUAGAAGUGAGUUUCAAGGGUGGUUACUUGACCUUGGUUACUCACCACUCUGCGUAUUUCAAGCGACUAUUUCAAAGUCAGUCAUAUAUGAAACUGUUUUUAUCAGUUUUAAUCUCUUCACAAGCUCGUAACACAAACUUAGUGAAUAUUAAGAAUCAAAUAAUCACAAAAGAAAGCAUCACCCUUAAAAUCUAACAGUUUAUAACAGGUUUUAUUGGCUUAUAAUUUAUUUACUGGACAACAGGAGUUAAUUAAAAAUAAAAGUAAAGUUUACCAAGUAUUCAAUCAUUGUUUGGUCAAAUUUUUAAUUGCCAUAUAAAUUCAUUGGAACAUUUGUUGACCUCAAAUAUUGUGACUUUUUGGAAAUACUCGUUUUACUGUAUUAUAUUUAAACAUCUAUUUGAUGCGUGAAAAUGCUAAACAUUUCUUAAUAAAUCCAGUAGUAUAUCAUUUAUAAAAUCCAAAGAAGGGAUAUCCAAUCAUGGUUCUUCUAUUUGUUAAUCGCUUACAUGACAUUAUUAUCUCCUCCAUCUUGUGACUUCAAGUGUCAUCAAUUCUCUCGCCUAUUAUUCGCCUUUUAACUAAUACUUUUAUUCGAAAACUACCAAAAGUCAACAGAAUGAGCUUCCGUUUAGACUGGUUGAUAAAUAUAUAGGGAUUGAUAGUAACUGCCACCUUAAUUCCUAAUUUUGAAUAACAGAACGUUUCAAGUGAAGUUUGCUAAAUAUUGAACGUAUAGUUUCUGAACUUGGUUGGGUAGAAAAAAUGUCUGUCACAACAACCAGAUGUUUUUGUCUAUAUCACUUUGAUGGAGAUGUGAACCAUUAGAGUGUGACUCUGAUCUCAAAACAUCGUGCCAUCUAAGAGAUUUGAAGGUCCUGAGUUUAGUUGAACGUGAGUUUACGAAUGCACUAUAUUUAAGCAUUCUAAACUGAAACGACCUCCAUUCAGCGCUAACUAGUUCUUGAAUUCUUUCCAGCUGAUUUCAGCCUGCCAUUGAAACUAUCUUCAUAAAUAGCCGGAAGUUGGUUUCAAUGUCACAAGUUCAUUCACUAUUUGUUUUCCUCCAAAGAUCUAAUAUACAUUCUAGUUGUCUUUUUUCCCUUCUAAAUCCACAGUAUUGUUUUCUUAACGUAUCGGCAUAUGUAUUAGUUUCCCGUUUGUAUUGCAAAGUGUGACAACUUUAACCAACUCGUCUUUGUGGAAUGUUAUACAUUUUUAAGUCAGUGAUUUGGACGAAUUAAAGAAACAGGUGAUUAUUUACAUGAAAUUAAUCUUUUGUUAAGUAAUAAAAUCUAUUACGUGAUAAACAUGAUGGUGUAUAUAAACUUAUUUGACGGGUUUACUUGUCGACCAGUGUAGUCAAAAAUCGUUUCUGAAGAAAAUAAAUCAGUUAAAUAUUAAGAUUUCAGUAUUUGUGAGGGGUACUUAUUUUCUACUUCCAAAUAAAUCUAAGGGAAGUUAAUGCCUUUUUA
Messenger RNA from Schistosoma mattheei, 2472 nucleotides. NCBI's taxonomy places the organism in Eukaryota, Metazoa, Platyhelminthes, Trematoda, Strigeidida, Schistosomatidae. The record is from the annotation of a GenBank genome assembly.